Diaporthe citri is the source of this 993-nucleotide messenger RNA. RefSeq lists its product as uncharacterized. Lineage: Eukaryota; Fungi; Ascomycota; Sordariomycetes; Diaporthales; Diaporthaceae. Bases 1 to 993 code for a protein of 330 amino acids. Gene Ontology annotation, cellular component: cytosol. The transcript has 3 exons. The record is from RefSeq and is a predicted model, not a curated record. Gene Ontology annotation, molecular function: aldose reductase (NADPH) activity.
AUGUCUUUCGGUACCAAGGCCAAGCUUCUGUCCGGCGAUGAGAUCCCCACUCUCGGCUAUGGCACAUGGCAGUCCAAGCCCGGUGAGGUGUCGGUCGGUAUCUACGAGGCCCUGAAGGCCGGCUACCGCCACCUCGACCUGGCCAAGAUCUACGAGAACCAGAAGGAGGUGGCCGAGGGUCUGCACAAGGGCAUCAAGGACUUUGGCAUCAAGCGUGAGGACCUCUUCAUCACCUCCAAGCUGUGGAACAACGCCCACCGCCCCGAGCACGUCGAGAAGGCCCUCGACGACACGCUCGCCGAGCUGCAGCUCGACUACCUCGACCUCUACCUGAUCCACUGGCCCGUCGCCUUCCCCCUGGAGGGCGCCAUCGGCGAGGUGCUCUUCCCCAAGCACAAGGAGAAGUCGGGCGAGGUCGCCCUCGACAACGGCGUCUCCCUGGUCGACACGUGGAAGGCCCUGAUCGCCCUCCCCAAGAGCAAGGUCAGGAACAUCGGCGUCUCCAACUUCACCGUCGAGCACCUCGAGCAGGUCUCCAAGGCCACCGGCGUGGUCCCCUCGGUCAACCAGGUCGAGCGCCACCCGCGCCUGAACCAGAACGACACCCUGAUCCCCUACGCCAAGGAGAAGGGCAUCCACAUCACCGCCUACUCGGCCUUUGGCAACAACAGCUUCGGCCUGCCCCUGCUCAUCACCCACCCGGCCGUCGAGGCCAUCGCCAAGAAGCACAACGCCACCGGCGCCCAGGUCGUCCUCGCCUGGUCCCAGGUCGGCGGCCACAGCGUCAUCCCCAAGUCCGUCACCCCCAGCCGCAUCGCCGCCAACUUCCAGGAGAUCAAGCUCAACGACGACGACGUCAAGGCCAUCAACGAGAUUGGCACCAAGGAGUACCAGCGCUUCAACGUCCCAGCCACCUACAACCCCAAGUGGGACAUCAACAUCUGGGACGACGAGAAGGAGAAGUCCACCACCAACAAGGUUGUCGUGGUCUAA